This is a messenger RNA of Orbicella faveolata, 1650 nucleotides long. Its product is annotated as AT-rich interactive domain-containing protein 4B-like. Gene Ontology annotation, cellular component: nucleus. Gene Ontology annotation, molecular function: transcription cis-regulatory region binding. The record is from RefSeq and is a predicted model, not a curated record. Gene Ontology annotation, biological process: regulation of transcription by RNA polymerase II. Lineage: Eukaryota; Metazoa; Cnidaria; Anthozoa; Scleractinia; Merulinidae.
AACACGUUGAUGAGUUACUUCUUCGUUGAAGCCAGCGUCUGCUUGGAUUAAUUAAGUUUCCCGCGAAUACGAACCAAGCGGAUGUUAUUGUGGUGCCGGAAGUAAAACAGCACAAUGAAAGUUGUCAAUUUCGCCUCCAAUCUGCCAAAUAUGGUGUGGACCAAGAGCAAACUGAGGUCCACUGGAGGAGGUUCUGAACGGAACGUCCAAUCAGCGACAAGGACCCCCCAUGGCCCCUGGUUGAGGAGGGUAAGUCGAGCGUCCUUGUUGUCGGCCAUCGCAAGUUUCUCUUCAGUUUGAAGUUUUCGUUUGGAUUUUUGGGUGAUCGUAGGGACGGAUUGCUUAGCGCUGCUGACUGUGGUCUCAGGACCAUAGAUUAAGUUUCCUUAUGGCACAGCCUUCAGAGGAACCCCCAUUCUUAACGGUAGGAACGGAUGUUAGUGCCAAAUAUCGAGGAGCUUUUUGUGAAGCUAACGUGAAGGUUGUGAAGAAGCUUGUCAAAUGCAAGGUUACAUUUACUAAAACAAACACUUCGGUCACAAUUAAUGAUGAUUGUGUCAAAGGCUCUUUGAAGGUGGGAGCAGUGGUUGAAGCCAAGAAUCCCGAUGGCCAAUUUAUGGAAGGAGUUAUAACCAAACUCACCGACGCCAGCGUCUACACUGUUGUUUUUGAUGAUGGCGAUGAAAGAACAUUGAGAAGGACUUCUCUGUGUUUGAAAGGGGGACGACAUUUCAACGAAAGUGAGACCCUUGACCAUCUUCCCCUCACAGAUCCUGAAAAUUUUGGUACCCCAGUUGUGCAGGAUGGAAAGAAAAGGAAAAAGAGAAGACUAAGUCAGGCAGCAAGUAUGGAUGAUUCUGAAACAGAGCGAGAUGAACAGAGAUCAGCUCCGACAAAGAAGAAGUGUUUAUUUGAUGACAGCAUUGUUGGCAAGGUUGUCAUUGUAGAAAGUGGAUCAAAAAGGAGAAACAUGUGGUUUCCAGCUUUGGGUGUCAAUCCAAGUAAGAAUGAGGUUGAUUUGAUGAAAACAAAAGAGAAAUGCCUCGUCCGCUCUUUCAAAGAUGGAAAAUACCAUGUGAUAAAUGUUAAGGAUGCAAAAGAUUUCUCCAAGGAUCAAGAUCCAGUGCAUGGUGUAACGAAAGGUGAAAACAGAAAAUUAAAAGCAGCUGUAGAAAGAGCACUGACUUAUUUAGACACUGGAAGAAUUCCAGGAAUCUGGGAGGAAAAUUCCUCUGAUGUAAUAGUUCAUGGAGACAGUGAAGAAGACUCUAAGAAGCCUCAUUCUUCAGAAGAUGAGGGGAGUAUUGAAGAAGAUGAAGAGAAGAAGGCUUUUAAAGAAAAGCUAAUGGCAUUCAUGCAAGAGAAAGGUAAAGAAAUAAAAUAUGUAAAUAGCUUAAUAUAAUGAGGGAAAUGCUUUACAGUCGUGGACCGAGAAACUUGUGGUCCUAACCUAAAUUAGAACAAUAAACAAGGUAGGUUUAUUUUACACCCUGUACUUAUAGUAAUUAGACAAAUAGAACUAUUCAAAGUUCAUGAAGUCCCAUUAACCAAAUAAUAACACAAAAUUCUAAUGAGUUCUGGAGUGGAGCAAAUUAAACAAGUAGUCUUCAUCAAUCUAAAUAUCAGAAUUUGAUUACACACAGGCUUUCU